This is a messenger RNA of Diabrotica virgifera virgifera (western corn rootworm), 1495 nucleotides long. Its product is annotated as gustatory receptor for sugar taste 64a-like. Gene Ontology annotation, cellular component: membrane. Lineage: Eukaryota; Metazoa; Arthropoda; Insecta; Coleoptera; Chrysomelidae. Gene Ontology annotation, molecular function: taste receptor activity. Gene Ontology annotation, biological process: detection of chemical stimulus involved in sensory perception of taste; sensory perception of chemical stimulus. The transcript has 8 exons. The coding region runs from base 200 to 1444 and encodes 414 amino acids. The record is from RefSeq and is a predicted model, not a curated record.
CGAUUUUGGUAAUUUUUGAUGAUUUUUUAACAAUUUUAUAGAGAAUACUUUUAAUAUAAACUACACUUUUAGCUAGUAAAUAAAACACGUUUUCUAUAUAUCUCAGAUUCUAUCAUAACAAAAAUCAAGAAUCGCGGUGUCUAAAUUGUGAAACUAGUUACGUUUUGGAUGGCUUAGAGGUCAGAUAACCGCUAUACAUAUGGUCAUGAUGGAUUCAAUUCAUGUAUCAGUAAAUGUAAAAAAACAAAAGGUGCACCCCUCUUUCCACCACGUAGUUAGGUGGUUAUUCCUCAUAAUGCAAAUUUUUGGUUUCAUGCCCAUUCAAGGUGUAUUUGAAAACCGUUUGGAGAAGGUUUAUUUCACAUGGAAAUCCUUUCGAACCAUCUAUGCUUAUCUAACACUUGUUGGACUAUUUUUUAUGACAGCUGAUCAGGUUACAAGAUUUUUUUUAUUCAAAAUUAAACUAGCAGACAUUCAAAGACUUUGGUACUUUUUCAAAGCGUUUUUUGUGAGUAUUUACUUUUUAUCUUUGGCGAAACAUUGGAAAGCGUUUCUGAUAACUUGGGACCAAGUCGAUAAAGACAUGUACAUAUUUGGCAAAACAAAAUGGAUUGGUGGAACUGUAAAAAGCUUGUUGGUCAUUUUUAUCCUGUUGUUUAUAGGAGAUUACGCAUUAAAUCAAAUACAAAGAAUCGAAGACAAGACAGAUAUGUUUUCAAGCUUGCAAGCUUGGAAUCUUUAUCAAGAAAAAAGUAGAUUUUCAUAUAUUUUUGAUCUAGUUCCAUAUGAUUUCUUUUGCGGAGUAUUGCUAAUUUUCGUUCAUCUGCAAGUUCUAUUUGCUGGCACACUACUGGAUAUCUUCAUCAUUACAGUAAGCCUUUCUCUAGCAGGCAAAGUGGAGGUGGUGGGCAAAAGAAUGCAAAAAAUUUCAGCCAGUAAAGUUGUUUCUGAUAAGGUAUGGAUCCACAUACGUGAAGGCUACAAUUGCUUGGAAAUCUUAUGCAGAUACGUUAACUCCAAAGUAGGAUAUGCCAUUAUAAUCUCCUUCAUUGGCAAUUUGGGACUGCUGCUUAUUCAAUUAUUUAACAGUCUGCAUGUGAAAAAUUUGUAUCAAGGAACCUACUUGUAUUACGCUUUUUUCUUUCUUCUGACAAAAAUUGUGGCUGUAUGCAUUUUUGGUUCUAGAAUUAACGAAGAAAAUAAAAAACUGCUGAAGUAUUUGUAUUCUUCGCAGAAUUGUAUUCGAAAUGUUGAGAUCGAUCGAUUAAUUGCUCAGAUAUCUAGAGAUACUAUGGCUCUGUCUGGAAAGAACUUUUUCUACUUGAGGCGCAAUAUUGUAUUAAAGAUCGCUGGUUCCAUCGUUACCUAUGAAUUAGUCGUUAUAGCAUUUGCAGAAAGUUUUCUGGACGAGCGCAAAGUAACCAACAGAACUUCAACUUUAUAAUAUUUCAUAUUUGUUAAUUGAUUAUUUAAAAUAAAAACUAUAUUGUAUACA